This is a messenger RNA of Leptomonas pyrrhocoris, 786 nucleotides long. RefSeq lists its product as hypothetical. The transcript has a single exon. The record is from RefSeq and is a predicted model, not a curated record. NCBI's taxonomy places the organism in Eukaryota, Euglenozoa, Kinetoplastea, Trypanosomatida, Trypanosomatidae. The coding region runs from base 1 to 786 and encodes 261 amino acids.
AUGAGAAGAGAAUUCAAGGGAGAAAGGGAAAAAUACGAAAAGACGAAAAGAGGAAGAGCGUUCAAAGAAAAGCGCUCAUCGAACGCGAGAAAACACGGGAGAGAGAGAAAAUGUUAUUGUGACCGCGCUAACCAAAGAAGAGAAAAUACUUAUAUAUAUAUAUAUAUAUAUAUAUAUAUAGUAGUAAGCGGCACAGCUGCUGGCCUCGCCGCUGAAGUACAUCCUGCUGGACAUCGACGGCGUCAUUUGGAGCGGCAGUCACGUUAUCGAGGGUGUGCCGGCGACGCUGCGGUACCUGCGCUCGCAGGGCAAGGAGGUCCGCUUCCUGUCCAACAACGCCUCCCUCUCCCGUGCGCAGCUGCAGCAGUCCUUCGCCGCGAAGGGCAUCGAAGGGGUGCAGGCGAGGGAGUGCUACAACAGCGCCUACGCGGCCGCGCUGCGUCUCCAGCAGCUCCUUGGCACGGCGGCCGCACCUGGCGAGGAGCCGCUGGUGCACGGCAACGUGUUUGUGAUCGGGGAGCAGGGCCUGCACGACGAGCUGCAGCGCGUGCUGGCUCCGGGCUUCAUCACGUACGGCGUGGAGCUGCACGACGCGGAGAAGGCCGGCGGCUACGAUGCAGAGCUGCUCGGCGAUGCGUGGCGUGUGCCAUGCCUGCCCGCUCCGCUGAAGCGUCUGGUGGUGUGCGACGGGAACACGUGCCGCGCGACGCAGGCCGGCACGGACAACGAGGAGAAGAUCUCCCUGACGGACCUCAACCCCGUGGCGGUGGUUGUUGGGCUCGAUAA